This is a messenger RNA of Emiliania huxleyi CCMP1516, 1513 nucleotides long. RefSeq lists its product as hypothetical. Lineage: Eukaryota; Haptophyta; Isochrysidales; Noelaerhabdaceae. The record is from RefSeq and is a predicted model, not a curated record. The transcript is spliced from 3 exons. The coding region runs from base 484 to 1278 and encodes 264 amino acids.
CUGGGGCUACCUCGCUCCUGGUCUGCCUACCUCCUGGUGGUCUGCCUACCCCUCACGUCUAGCCUCUCUCCCUGCCCGACGGGCCUGGUGGGUCCGCGGCUGCUGCUUGCCUCGCGCCUCGCCCGCCGCGCGCCGCCCGCCCUCGCGGGCGUGCGGCGCAAGGUGAAGCGAGACGCCGCCGUCGAGAUAUCAAAGCCGAAGGACGACCCCAAGGGGUUCGGCAAGGCAGAGCCGGCGGCGGCGGCGCCUCCCCCGCCGCCCAAGAGGCAGGCUGCGGCCCCGGCCUCCCAGGCUCCGCCCGUCGACGUCUUUGCCCUCGCCGCGCCGGGCAGCCGCCUCGCCGACCUCCGCGUGCCUGCGUCGCUCGCGCAGCCGGCGGCGGCCAGCUACGGCGAGCUGUUCCGCAGCGUGGCACAGGCGGCCUCCUCCGCGCUCGGCGACGACGCCGCCUUCUCCGCCUUCGCCGCCGCCAACCGCGACCUGAUGGACUACCGCUUCCAGUACAAGCUGACGGCGCAGGCGCUCGCGGCAAAGAACCUCGGCGACGCGGCGGCGGGCGCGGAGCGGUCGGCGCUGUGCGAUGCGGCGGUGCGUGCGGGCCUGCGCUUCGACGCGCCCCUCUUCCGCGAGGUUGGCCCCGCGGAGCAGCGGCUCGGGCAGCUGCUCGGCAGCAUGCAGCAGGCCGGCGUGGCGGAGGUCGAGGGCGGGGCCGCAGUGCAGGCGGCGGGGGGGGCGCCGCAGCAGCAGCUGGCCUUCUGGCUGGUGACGUCGGCGGCGAUCGCCGCGUGGGAGUCCAAGCUCGACCUCCCCUCGGUGGCGGACCUCGCCCGCCAGAAGCUGCGCGAGCUGUGCGCCGUGCGAGAGCGGCUCGAGGGGGAGGGGGCGCUGCUGCCAGCCUCCGGGGUCGACUCCCUCUCCCCCCUCCUCCGCUGGCCCCUCCCCGCCGCUGGGAUGGACGAGGCCGCCCUCGCUGCAGAGGCGCGCGCGGCGAUAGCGGCCUGGCAGGUCGAGGACGCGGACGAGCGCACCGCCGCCCUCCGCAAGCUCGGCUGCUUGCGCGAGCAGUGCCAGCGCCACGCCUACCAGGCCUACCAGCCGCUGAUGACGAAGCUGGCCGCCGUCUACGACGUGAUGCUCUACGGCGCGCCCCAGCGGCUCGAGUGCGAGGAGAUCCACGCGCCGCCGCGCGAGGGGUACGAGUCGCGGCUGAUGCAGCUCUCCGCCGAGGCGGACAAGGUGCUCGACGAGUCGCAGGUGGACCGGACCCUCUACUUCUAGGAGUCUACUUCUAGGAGGCGCGGGGAGGGGGCGCCCGGCGGGGGCGCACAUGGCGCAUGGGCGGGCUAGGAGGCGCGGGAGCGACAUCGGAAGUAGAGCGCGUUGGAGCGAAGAGAAGGAGGUGAGGCGGAGCACCAGCGGUUUUGUGGAUCUCGUCGCACGGAUUGGUCAUCAUUGCGCAGUGGAGAGAUGAUGGUGGGGAUGUUGCAGUCUGAUACCAAAAUGUCUUUCCAUU